AUGGGCUCUGUGGUGUAUAUCACAGUGGAGCUGGCAAUUGCUGUGCUGGCCAUCCUGGGCAAUGUGCUAGUGUGCUGGGCUGUGUGGCUCAACAGCAACCUGCAGAAUGUCACCAAUUACUUUGUGGUGUCACUGGCGGCGGCCGACAUCGCGGUGGGAGUGCUUGCCAUCCCCUUCGCCAUCACCAUCAGCAUCGGGUUCUGCGCUGCCUGCCACAGCUGCCUCUUCUUCGCCUGCUUCCUCCUGGUCCUCACACAGAGCUCCAUCUUCAGCCUCCUGGCCAUUGCCAUUGACCGCUACAUCGCCAUCCGCAUCCCACUCCGGUACAAUGGCUUGGUGACCAGCAUGAGGGCCAAGGGCAUCAUUGCCAUCUGCUGGGUGCUGUCAUUUGCUAUUGGCCUGACUCCUAUGCUGGGCUGGAACAACUGUAGUCAGCAGGAGGGCAAAAACCACUCGCGAGGCUGUGGGGAGGGCCAGGUGGCCUGCCUCUUUGAGGACGUGGUCCCUAUGAACUACAUGGUGUACUACAACUUCUUUGCUUGUGUGCUGGUGCCCCUGCUGCUCAUGCUGGGCGUCUACUUGCGGAUCUUCUUGGCAGCCCGGCGACAGCUAAAGCGGAUGGAGAGCCAGCCUCUGCCGGGGGAGCGGGCUCAGUCCACACUGCAGAAAGAGGUCCACGCUGCCAAGUCACUGGCCAUCAUCGUGGGGCUCUUUGCCCUCUGCUGGCUGCCCCUGCACAUCAUCAACUGCUUCACCUUCUUCUGCCCCCAGUGUGGCCACGCCCCUCCCUGGCUCAUGUACCUGGCCAUUGUCCUCUCUCAUGGCAAUUCAGUUGUGAAUCCCUUUAUCUAUGCCUACCGUAUCCGCGAGUUCCGCCAGACCUUCCGCAAGAUCAUUCGCAGCCAUGUCCUAAGGCAGCGAGAACCCUUCAAGGCAGCGGGCACCAGUGCCCGGGCUUUGGCAGCUCAUGGCAGCAAUGGGGAGCAGGUCAGCCUCCGCCUCAAUGGCCACCCCCCAGGGUUGUGGACCAAUGGUGGUGCUCCCCAUCCUGAGCGAAGGCCCAAUGGCUAUGCCCUGGGGCUGGUGAGUGGAGGGGGUGCCCAAGAGUCCCACAGGGACACAGGCCUCCCAGAUGUGGAGCUCCUUAGCCACAAGCUCCAAGGAGCGAGCCCAGAGUUCCCUGGACCAGAGGGUUCCCUCACCCAGGAUGGAGCAGGAGUGUCCUGA
This is a messenger RNA of Cynocephalus volans (Philippine flying lemur), 1227 nucleotides long. It is a transcript of the gene ADORA2A, whose product is annotated as adenosine A2a receptor. The coding region runs from base 1 to 1227 and encodes 408 amino acids. The transcript has 2 exons. Lineage: Eukaryota; Metazoa; Chordata; Mammalia; Dermoptera; Cynocephalidae. Gene Ontology annotation, biological process: G protein-coupled adenosine receptor signaling pathway; adenylate cyclase-activating G protein-coupled receptor signaling pathway. Gene Ontology annotation, cellular component: plasma membrane. Gene Ontology annotation, molecular function: G protein-coupled adenosine receptor activity. The record is from RefSeq and is a predicted model, not a curated record.